Ectocarpus sp. CCAP 1310/34 is the source of this 2896-nucleotide messenger RNA. NCBI's taxonomy places the organism in Eukaryota, Phaeophyceae, Ectocarpales, Ectocarpaceae. The record is from the annotation of a GenBank genome assembly.
CUCUCUCGUCGAUACAACAACCACGCCCAUGAACAUCGGAGACGUUGUUGCUGUGCUACUGCUGCUCCCUUUCACCUGGCUGCUUGUCAGCGGUACGUGAACUACUUUUGGGGGAGGGAAAGAGCUCCGUCGCUACUACUACUGCUGUUGUACAACGCCGCAUCUGUUCGCGUACGGCCGGUGGCACUUGUGCUUCCCUUGGCCGUGACGGGGUGUUUCCCCCUCGGUUCGACGCAAGAAGACGGCGGCAUUCACGGGCAGCCACUCCUCUUCUUUGCAUGUAUGUAUGUACUCUGCUGACUCAAGCCAAGAACGAACCGCCGAUACGACGCCCUUCCCGUGUUGGCACCCAUUCUUCCACCGGCCCGCCAGCAACUAUUAUUCCCGGUGGUCCUGAUCCUGUGUUGAAACACCCGUUACACACAAAUUAACCCCGGGGGGGCAAAACAUCAAGCGUUUGUUUGCCUCUCGGCUCUCUGCGUGGUCUACAAUUUGCACGGGAAACAGCCAAAUCGAGCAGAGAAAUCAUCAUUCAUGCUGCCGUUUGUAGCUAUCGCCGUCGUCUUCGGGGUGUCGAUGCUGGGGCCUUUCCUCAUGGGCAGCCAGGGGGACUGCAGCAGCAAUAAUUCCAGCAGCAGCGAGGAGCGAACCGUCUCCAGGUGCGAGGUGGAGGAAGUCGCGCGGGCAAUGCGCAAGAGAAAAAUGCCUGUGGAGCUCAAGGUGGAGGCGGAGGGGAAGCUGUACUCUAUCCCCGAUGGCGUCAAGAUGGUCCGUCCCGGUUUCGAGGGGAAGAAGGGCAAAUGGUGGAAGAGGAUUUCCCGCAAGACGAAGGACUCGUCCGAUGACGAUGGAGGUUCUAAUGAUAUGCCGAAGCCCCCAGCUUGUCUCGAAGAGGUGAUGGCCACGGGAGCUGCCGACGGCAAUGACGUUGCCCCCGGCAGGCGGAGUGGCGACGGUGACAUUGGUGGUGAGGGGCCGGCGGCAGGAGAAGACUUACGCUCUGCCGUGGAGCGCGCUUGCCAGAUCUGCUUCGGCCAAAACUAUUCCACCGUGAUGCUGCCUUGCGGGCACGGUGGCUUGUGCUGGGAAUGCGGGCUGCACAUCUACGCGCUAAAGGAGGAGUGCCCCAUGUGCCGAACUAAGAUUGAGCUGCUCGUCCCACUGGAUAACGAGAACAAGCGAUUCGAAGGCGGGCGUGAGUUCGUGCCGUCCUCAACUGCCUUCGGCAAGGACGGGAAAACGCUGUAGAGGUAGGUGCCGGCGUAGUCACGGACCCAACUUGAGCGACACCGCCAGCCCCUCUCUUGUCCCAGGAGAGUUCGAGAGGUGGUGGAACCUGUUGUGCCGGAGUGCUGGUGUCAUGCAGCAAAGAACACGCCGGCCUUUGGGAAGGAAAGGAUCGAUCUAGAAUGCCUUGUUGGCGAUCGAUUCAGACGUGAUGCUGGCGUGCUAUUUGCCGCAAGUCCGUGUCGUCGUGAAAGUCUUCCCGACUUCUUCGCACGGUCCCCCUACCUUCCCCCGCCCCCCAUCCCCGGGUGUAUGCUCCACCUCACAAGGGGAGUGGGCAUGGGGCGUGCGGUAGCGUUGCGUGGUUCUUUUUUCCGUUCUCUCACGCCUUGUAUCGGAUGUUUCAAUUGUUGCGGCUAAAGCAUUCUGAAAGGGGUCGAUCAUGUGGUGGUGUUGGGCGAGGUUCGCUUUGGUGUGGUGCGCUUCCGGAUUUGAUACUAGUAUUCGGCCAAAAUUGCGGCCACAGGCUACGCUGUCGAGAUAUCAACGUUUUGAAGAAAAGUUCAAUGUCUCUACAGUAGACCCAACGUAUGUAUAUGUUCCGAAUAUUUGCGUUCAAACCCUGAUACCCGAAGGCAUUGCGGCAAAACCAAGAUUUGACAACCAAACUAUAAAGAACGUCCGUUGUUGUACUACUGUCGGGUAUGCUUAUAUAUGUUUGGGCGAAAAUUUGGUUGUGUGGUCCGACGAAUGGGGGGCGGCGGCGGCAUAUACUUGUUCGUAUGAGGGCCUUCGUUCAAAAAUACUUCGAAGGCCGAUGGCUGGGGAAACGGGGCGGGUGACGGAAUGAUUUCGCUUGCCAAGAACAACUUCUGGGUUGGUUUGCCGGGCUGGGCAUGUUUUCAGGUCUCAUGUAUGUGGAGCCUGAAUAGAUGAGACGAAUACACACAGUCAACAUGGCCAUACCUGUCCAUGAUCUUUCCGUCACGGUUGUCUCGCCGCAAUCGAUAUUGUUGUGUUAUUCAAUUUUCGUAGAAUCGCGGUUGUCUCCUUGCAAUUGAUUUUAUUGUUGUAUUAUUUCAUUGUCCUACAAUGUUUUUGUACAAAGAGACAGCUUGUCCUAGGUCUUCCUAUUCGUCGAGGUAUCAAUCUACAACCGUGCGAAACGUUUUCAAGUGUUUUGGACGGUUGGUGGAUGCAUGGAUGGGUGAAAAUCAACGGGAAAAUCUGCAGCCUUUUUUCCAGUGUUACACAUACGAAAGCAGCUACGAACACCACGUAGGCCGUAUCCUCAUUUCUUGUGUCCUAUCGGCUACGUAGUGUGUAUCUCACGUGCCACCAUAUUGCUUGCAGUUUGGUGAUUGGUUAGGACUUGUUUGUGCCUUCGGUUUCUUCUCUUGCUGGACAUCGAAAAUGAUGACGCCCAAUAUAAUAUCAGGAUGUCGUGAGGAUAAGCUCUAUGUAGUUGUGGUCCGUGGUGUCGGGCGUCGAGACAAAUUGUUUUGGGUGCACGUUUGCUUCCACACUGCAAGCCUUGUCGGUGUCAGGCAGCGUUGGUUUUUACAAGCAAGGUGUAUCCCGGGAAUACCCGUGCGCCUCUUGCUCUUCACCGUGCUAUACUCCCCUCACUUUUCUCCCUCUCGCAUCGACCCCUCCUUGACCCCUUCGC